Molecule: messenger RNA, 2680 nt
Organism: Carassius carassius (crucian carp)
Lineage: Eukaryota; Metazoa; Chordata; Actinopteri; Cypriniformes; Cyprinidae
Product: fibroblast growth factor 18-like
Exons: 5
Coding region: 825-1451 (208 amino acids)
Biological process (GO): regulation of cell migration; positive regulation of gene expression; embryonic heart tube development
Cellular component (GO): cytoplasm
Molecular function (GO): type 1 fibroblast growth factor receptor binding; type 2 fibroblast growth factor receptor binding; growth factor activity
Source: RefSeq, a predicted model, not a curated record
CUCACAGAUUCACAUCAAACCGACGAAAGAGUUUAAGAAACUACAAGAAGUGCAAAUGCAGCUGUGUUCAGACAGAGGAAAGACGCAUUCCGCGCACGAUGGACUCUCUCUCAGAUCACCCUAUCAGGUGCAAAACCACUGACAGGUUUCCACCCACCACCAACCCAAAACCCCUCAGUGCGCUCCAACCCUCCUCGGCACACAGACAGACAGUCCCGUCCCAUCACUCAGCGCUCUUCCAGGAUUCGCACAGGAUUCUGUGCGUCUUUUAUGUAGCUACAAACGACUUGGAUAACAGUGAAGCAACAACUGAAGAAGAAACUUAUGAACGUAACUCAUUUAUCCCGACAGCUUGGACUUGUUAGGAACGUUUUCCUUCUCCAAACAAUGGGCACGGGAAGUUUGGAAUGAUCCACAAGGUGUGCACUUUCAGGUUACUUCGGCAGAUGCGAACGGAAUUUAUAUUUUUAUAUCGCAUACUGGAUCAAGAAUAAGCAUUUAAGAUCGCGGAUUGUUCACUGAGGAGGAGACACCGCGCUUUCUGACCAAUUCAAUCUUUGCGCGCUUUGGCGAGAGAGCGCAGCGCGCGCAGACCGCGGAGGAGCGGCGACACCACGGGGAAGACACUGAUUUGCGUUGAUUCAUAUCUUUUUCAAACAAGUAAGAGCCUCAUGCUGCUUCCAGCGGCAGAUUUACACUUCCUUUAUCUCUCUUUUUCUUGGGAUUGCACCUCUCCUCCGGGAUUUUGUGUGUGAGACGGUGGCAGGGCUCCGCGCGGCACUUACUGAAGCGGCAAACGCUGGAAACAGGUGUAUUUGACCAAGAUGUCUGUUCUGCCGUCAAGGUUCAUAUACGUGUGUUUACAUUUUCUGGUCCUCUACUUCCAGUUGCAGGAAUCUCACCAGAGUUCCGCAGACUUCCGGUUCUACAUUAAGAACCAAACCAGAGACGACGUGAGUCGGAAGCAGGUGCGGAUAUAUCAGCUCUACAGCCGAACCACUGGGAAACACGUGCAGAUCCUGGGCAAGAAGAUCAACGCCAAUGGAGACGAUGGGGGCAAGUACGCUCUACUUGUUGUGGAGACGGAGACAUUCGGGAGUCACAUUAGAAUAAAAGGGAAAGAGAGCGGAUACUACAUCUGUAUGAACAAGAAUGGCAAAAUUAUUGGAAAGCCCAAUGGGAAUAACCAAGAGUGCGUCUUUGUGGAAGAAUUUUUGGAGAACAACUACACGGCGCUGGUGUCAGCCAAGUACAAAGGCUGGUAUUUGGGUUUCAACCGAAAGGGUCGACCCAAGAAAGGAUCCAACACCACGCAAACGCAGCAGGAAGUGCAUUUCAUGAAGCGCCACCCCAAAGGAAAAGCGGACCCUCUGGAGGAGUUCCGUUUCACGACGGUAACGAAACGGACACGAAGGGCACGACGUUUAAAACCCAACCCCAAAACGAACUGAGAAAGUGAGGAUGAGUACGCACUGCUCCCUGAGGACACAACACGGUUCUUUUGUUACAAACACCUUAAUCUAAUCCGAAACGAGAGAAGGAAGAAGACACAAAUAAACAAUGGCUACGGAAAAGAGACAAAAUCUUAAAAAAUUGUUGAAAGAUGUUUUAUUUUUAUAUUUUGAUAGAAAAUGUCAAGUUUCUCCCAGCUGUUGAAUGUGGGUCUUUUUUUAAAAUGUAAUAUUGGCGUCUGUUAUUUUAUUUAUACUGGAUUAACUAAGGAUGACCUAUAAGGUACUAGUGUCUCCUGCUUUGACACGAUUAAAACUCCGGAAGAGCGACAAGAGCAAACCUCACCACCUGGGAAACCUUUUAUUUUCAUUUGUGUUGCCCCCAACAACAAGGAUCCUGUACUUUCCACUGAAAUAAGAGCUGUCAUGGAGACGCAACGAGAGAGCGAUAACAGAGUCAUGUGACCUUUGCAGGCCUCCAUAGGUAAACGUGAAGCUUUGAGUGCAAUAUUUUGAAGAGCCUCUCUGUCAGAUGCCUUUCUAGUCUGAACGGACCCCAGGCCUUCUGUUGGGCCAAAUGCGCAGAAUGCUUCAAUAUUUUUUUCUGUUUUCUGUGAUUCAGCUUAGAUCGAUGUACUUUGACUAGCCAGAUAUCAGCUUUAACUGUGGUAGUAGUGAGUGUAGACCACCAGACGUGAGCCUGGAUAUGGAUAAGGUUUGGGGAAUUGCCCUAAUGCUCUACAUUUGGGUCAUGCAUACAUGCUGGUUAUGCGUAACCCUAAGUGUUAGCUACCAAAAUACGUUAUGCAAAACCCAUUAUGAUGCAUUGUUCUUAACGUCCCAGACACUCAACAAGUGUCGGAUUUUGACUACUUUCAGGUCAUUCAGCCAAUGAAAUCAGUCCGCCUGACAAUCAGUCAUGUCUUUUGUGUUCUAGAAUGCUUUCUCUCAGUUCUAAAUGGUUUGAGACUACAGACGCUGGACUCCAGCCACUGUUGGUGAGGUUGACUCUCCAUAUGAGUCUAGCUGUAGUAUACACUCGUCUAUAUACUCAUCGUCUGUCAGACAUUACUAACGAUCAUGCCACUCGUACGAUUAAAUAAAUGUAUGCAAAAAAUAAUAAUUUUAUUACUAUUAUAAAAUAUUUAUUGCCUUUCUCUGUAAAUAUGAUUUGAUGAAUUUAUUUGACCUCUGUUAAUAAUAAUAAAAAGAGGACUAUAUAUGGAAAA